GGCGGGCGGGGGGCCACGGGAGGAGGUCGGGCACAUUUCCCUCCCUUGUGAAAGGAGUUUGCAGAAAGCGGCUGGUUUCCUUCAGUCCCAGGCGGAGUGCUUCCUGAGCGGCCGAGCCUGAGGAGGAGGAGGAGGGCGACGCAGCUGGCCGCCUGGACAUCUUGAUCCCCGCGUCAAUCUCUCGCUCGAGUUGCUGGGCGGGAAGCCUCGAGCCCGGACAGGCGAGCCGCAAAGCAACCGCCGCACCCCCGAGAGGAGCUAUGGGCGCAGGGAGCUCUGCGGAGCCGCGGAGCCCGCAGGACACAGCCGCUGCAGCAGGAGAGUCCCAGCCUGGCAACCCCGAAGCGGAGACGCCGGCAGCGGCGCUGGCCGAGCCCGAGCAGCUGGAGGACGCGGCCAAGCUUUUACAGAAGAAUGGGCAGAUAUCCAGUAUUAACGGAAUUGCAGAAGAGCAAGUGGAACUCAGCCUUAAGCCAGAGGACCUGAACGGACAACAAGCAGAAGUAGUCGUAACAGAUGUUGGACAAAGAGAAACUCCAAAUGUGAUUCUAAAAGAGGAGUCUGCUGAAAACAUGGAGAGCAAGACACCAGAAUCAGAUAAAACAAAUGCAGAUGAUGACCCUAAGGGAUCACCAGAUGCUGAUAAACAAUUGCCAACACCAGAAGAAAAAGCAGAAGAGCAGGAACUACCCAGUGAAUCUCCAUCUAAUGAUGCUGGAUUUAAAAAAGUGUUUAAGUUUGUUGGAUUCAAAUUUACUGUCAGAAAGGAUAAGACCGAGAAAUCAGAACCUGUUCAGCUACUGAAUGUAAAAGCAGAUGAUACAGAAAUAGCAGCAGAUGGAGCUGGAGACUGUAAAGAAGUCAAAAUGGAGAUGGUGCAGGAAACAAUAGAAAGUGAGGUGUUUCAUCCUGUAGAAAAGACUGAACAACAGACUCAAACUGAGCAGGUGAAAGAAGUUUCUUCUGAAAAGAUGAAAGAAAGCCCUGUGGAACUAACUGAAGGAAGCAAUGAGGCAGAAGUUAAAAGUGAUAGUAGCAAGCUGGCAGAGUCUCCAACAAGUCCAUUAGCCACUGAAACAGCAUCACCCCUAAGAAAGUUCUUUACUCAGGGAUGGGCUGGCUUUAGGAAGAAAACAAGCUUCAGGAAGCUGAAAGAAGAUGACCAGCCUGUUGAGAGAGAGAAACAAGACCAAGAUAAAGAAAUGGCAGAAGAAAAUGCUAUCCAAGAAGAACUGGAAAAAGAAAAAGCAGUACUAGAAAAAGAUGGGGCAGAAAUUUCUGUAGAAACCACAGAUGAGACAGUGAAGAAAGAGAGGGAAGAAAGUGAAGAAGCAAAAACAAGAGAUAUCUCAGCAGAAACACACCAGGAAGAAUCCCUUAUGCUGCCAUCACAAGAAUCUGUAAAAGGUGUAAACAAGGAAUCAGAGAUAUGUUUGACUGAAAAGAAUGAUUUGGUCUCCAAAGAAAAAUCCGAACUGAUGCAAGAAUGUCUACCAUCCCUAGAGCAGAGCACUCUUACAUUGUCUGAGAAAAAACAUGCCGCACCCAAGGAAAAAUUAGACAAAUGUGAACCAAUUUCUCCAUUGGCAAUGGAAAAGACUGAAGAACAUUUUGAAAUACUUGAAGACAAACCUGAACCAAAAGCUCCUCUGGCAACUGAAAGUUUUGAUGAAAUACCCAAAGAGUUUAACAAUGAUGUUAGCACCAUUGUGAAGAAGGAAGAGCUAAAAACAAAUGAAAAAGAAGAACUGACUCAUGAGCAGUUAGUUGAGACAGAUGCUCAGCUUCAAAGAGGAGAAUUUGCUGAUGAACAAAUCAAAGAAAUUAUACCUGUAGCAAUGAAUGAACAAAUCAAGGAAACUGACCCAAGCAGUGGAGAUGUGGCAACAUCUAAACCUACAGAAGGCAUCACAAAUGAAGUUGAAUUGCUUUCGUCACAAGAAAGAGCUAAGAUACAAGGCAGCCCCUUAAAGAAGCUUUUUACAAGUACUAGCUUAAAGAAACUGUCAGGAAAGAAACAUAAAGUAAAAAGAGAAGAAGCUAAGUCGGGAGAAUCAGUAGAACAAACACAGCAAUUGUCUGAUUCUGCAGAAAGUCCUGAAGAACAAAAGGGAGAAAGUUCUGCCUCUUCUCCUGAAGAGACAUUAGAGCUGUCUUCUGUAGAAAAAGUUAUAGAUGUAGUACAGGUCACUGAAACUGAAGAAGGUGCUAUUCUAGAUAUGGAGAAGAAAAGAGAAAGUGUUACUCCUUGGGCAUCAUUUAAAAAAAUGGUGACUCCCAAGAAACGGGUCAGAAGACUUUCAGAAAGUGACAAAGAAGAAGAACUCGAGAAGGCCAAGAGUGCUACUCUCUCUUCAACUGAAAGUGCUCCUUGUGAAGAACAGGAAGAUAGUAAAGAAAAUGGUGAAGAGCAGAAGUUAGAAAAAAGCACAGAUGAAUCCAAGAGAAAGGUUGAUACUUCUGUAUCAUGGGAAGCCUUAAUUUGUGUAGGUUCAUCUAAAAAAAGAGCUAGAAAAUCAUCAUCUUCUGAUGAAGAAGUAGGACAAAGGCUUGCUCAAGAAGGGCAAAAAACAGAAGAAGGUGGGACACAUAAAGAAGCAGUCCAAGACAUGACCUUUACUAGUUCCCAGGAAAGUGAUCAAGGACAAGGAAAUUCCUCACCAGAACAAGCUGGAAGUCCAUCUGAAAGUGAAGGAGUUUCAACAUGGGAGUCCUUUAAAAGGCUAGUAACCCCAAGAAGAAAAUCUAAAACAAAGAUGGAAGACAGAACUGAAGAGCCAGUUACAGUUCCAAGUUCAGAACAUUCUGCUUCAGAUGGUGAUUCUGGAAAAGAAGAAUCCUGGGUUUCAUUUAAAAAAUUGAUGCCUGGUCGUAGGAAGAAAAAGUCAGAUGGAAUACCAGAGCAUGCUCCUGUUGAAGAAGUGGGAGAAGAAAUUACAGAAAACAAUGAAGAAGAUUAUGAUGUUCCAGCUGUCGUUCCUUUGUCAGAGUAUGAAGCAGCUGAACAAGAGAAAUUUGAAGCACAGAAGGCAAAAGACGAUGAUGUAAAUAAGAAGAAAACUUUGGAUGAAAGAACCAAAGAGACAAAAGAUGCUUUAGUAGAUGGACAGUCCAGUGAAGGAUUAGUUCAUGCAGUCACUGUCACAGUGGUUGAAGGGGAAAGAGCAGUUACAAGUAUUGAAGAAAGAUCACCAUCUUGGAUAUCUGCUGCUGUGACAGAGUCCAUUGAACAAGCAGAUGAAGACAAAGAGAAACAAAUAGAGCAAAUUUCCGAAACUGGAGUUGGAGAAGAAAUAGCAGUAGUUACUAAACACAUGCCAGAAAUUAGAAAGGACAUUAGUGGUGACACAAUAAUCAGUGAGCUGGAGUUAACUCCAGAGGCAAUUACAGCUCGAGAUGAAGCUUCAGGUGUUGAAGAAGUAACUGAAGUGUCCUGUGCUGAAGAGACAACUGAAAUGGUUUCAGCAGUUUCAAGACUAAGUGAGUCCCCUGAUACAACAGAAGUAGCUACACCUGUACAAGAAGUAGAAGGUCAGCAAAAUCUAGAAGAAUUAAAUAAGCAAACCCAGGAAGUUCUACAAGAAGUUGCCGAAAGAGUUAAAUUAUCUGAUGAAGCACAACUGAUUGGAAAAAAAGUGUCAGAAAUAGCUAUUCAAUCAAUGUCAGCAGAAAAAAGCAGGCAUGCAAUUAACAUCAUGUUUCCAGAAGUUAAACUGGCCGGCUCGCCCUUAAAGAUGGAAGAUCCUGAGAAAAUUAGUAUCCAAACUAAUGAAGGCACAGAAGGUGAUCGCAGUCAAGGUGAAGUUAAAGGAAGUGGUUUGAAGGAAGUGUUGGAGAAGAGUAAAGACUCAUGUGCUGAAGGGAAAGAAAGAGCAAAAGAAAGUAUAAAUUUAGAUAGGGCCCAUGAAAGUGAAACUGAACAAGACAGACAUGAAGAAAUCAUCAAAGAACAGACAACUGAAGAAAAAUCUGAAGAGGAAGAUUUUGUCUUUGUUACAGUUUCUGCUGGUGAAGAACCAGAAGUAAAAGUUGGUGAGACUAUCAGAAAGCAACAUGCAUCUUUAGAAGCAGUUGAAAAGGAAAAAUAUAGAACUGUUGAUGCAGUAGAGGAAGUCACAGUGAAUUUAGAAGAAAGAGCUCAAGGUGAGGUCACUGUAGAUGAUGUUACAAAAGUGGAUGAAUCAAUGAAAGGAACUGAUGAAGAGAGGACUGAGUUCUCCCAGAACCUUAUGCAAACGAUAGUACCCGGCUUGGAGUUAGAAAAUGCAGAAAUAAGUGCAGCUGAGGUAAAGAAGGAUCUUGUGCAGAAUGAUGUAAAAUAUGCAGAGCGGUUUAUACAGUCCACAAAUACUGAAGAACUGGUGCCUGAAGUACCAAUCCAGAGCCAGGUUAUUGAUGUUCCAGUGGGAAUUGUUGUAAAUGAAGUGAAUGCUCUAGAUAACGCCAAAGAUGUUAUAAUUGGCUUAGAAACAAAAAGCACUGAGAAAGUUGCAACUGGAGCCUACUUACAGGACAAGGACACUGAGGCCUUUUUACACAAUGUGGAAUCUGAAACUUCUGUGCAGAAAAUGGAACCUGACAUCCAUCUUCAGAAAGUAGAAGUAGAGAUCCCUGUAGAAAAUAUGAAAACCAAACCUCACCUUUUGAAUACUGAGUCCCAGAUCAAUGUAGAUACUGUGGAAACAGGGAUGCCCAGUAGAAAGAUGGAAGUGAAGGUCCCCCAGCAGAAUUCAGAGACUGAGACACUUCUACAAAAGGUAGAAAUAGAAAACCAUAAAGAAGUAAAAAAGGAGUCAUGCCUACUGAAUGUGGAAGCUGAGGUCCUGGCAGAGAAGACUGAAGUAAUGUUGGAAAUGAAACUUUCCCCAGAGAUAGCAGAAGCAGAAAGUCCUUCAGAAAAAGCAGCAGUUCUGACAGAGGAGGCAGAAGCAGAGGUUCCUGAAGAAAAAGCAGGUGGAAAGGUGCAUGUAGAGGCUUCUGCAGAGAAAUCAGAUGUGGAAGUAGGGUCUCUAGCAGAAAAGGCUGAUGUAAUUGUGGAUGCCUCUGUAGCAAAAGUAGUUGAAGAAGCUUCUGCAGAGAAAGAGGUAUUCCAUGCAGAAGAUGUGGAAGCAGAUGUUGCCAAGGAGGUUGAAAUGAAGGUUCCUUCAGAGAAGGUGGAUAUGAAAAACUUUACAGAAGAUACAAAUCUGGAAUCCCCCACAGAAACAAUUGAAGUCCUUACAGAAGAAGUAAAAGUAGACAUUCCUUCAGAAAUGGUGGAUGCAAUGUUGAAUACAAAGACCCUCACAGAGAACCUAGAUAUUGAGGCCCCUGCAGAGCAGUCAGAAGUAGUGCAAGGAGAAGCUGCUGCCAAGCCAGCAGAGCAGAAGGAGAAUUUGCAGAACUUGGAGGCUGAGGUCAGCUUUCAAUCUGAGAUGAAAGAUACUAUGAAUUCCAUAAUUUCAGCAGAAGUUCCAGUUUGUGCAGAUUUACAGCAAGCACCUAUGGUUGGUGACAUAUGUAGAGUUCCAGGCCAGAGAGGGAUGCAGGAUGUUGCAAGUUCUUUUGAAGUAGAAGUUUUGGAUUCUGCUGGAUCUGAGGGUCCUUUUAAGGUUGAGGUUAAAGACACUGGUCUUUCUCCCAAAACAACUGAGCUAGGGCAUGUCACCCUUGUCUUAGAAUCAAAGUGCAUAGAAGAAAUUGUAACUGAGACAGCUGUGCAGAAGGAAACAAAUAUACACUUUAUGGAGACUGAAGGAGAAGAAUCAAAGAGCAUGGAUAGUCCUGCAUCUGAAGUCCUGGUGCAAAAUGAAAACAAAAAUGCACUUGCUUUAAAAUCAAAUUUUGCAAAGGCUGAAUUAACUGAGAAUGCUGCGGGAAAUGAGCUUGAAAACACAGAACUAGCGGUUAAACCCAAACAUACAGAAGUAGCAAUAACUGAGGCUGCUGCAAAGACUGAAGAAGGAGACACCCUAAACUCAGACACCAGAUUCACAGAGAGAAUUUCAGAAAGCUGUCAGAAAGGACAAGUGCUAUCAGAGAAGGUGAUAACAGUAAAAAAUUACAAAUCAACUGAAUUCACCGAACUAACUCCCACUGGUGAUGUGCUUUAUGCAGCUCCAAUGCAGCAACAUCCCAAGCAACAGGGGGUUAUCGCCACUGACAUUCCUGACAUGCAAAGUUGUGAAGCUUAUAAAUUCUCUGUGCCAGUAACAGCUGCAGCAGUUGAAGAGCAGGUUAUUGAAGAAAGUGUCAUUGUUGCAGAAACAUCAACAGAAACAUUGCAGUCUUUCUUAGAAGAGCCAAAAGAAACAGCUUUCAAAAUUGUACAGCAGAUGACCUUUGCUCACUCAAGUCUGGCGGCUCAAGGGCCUGAUACCAAGGUAGUGUUGUGGACUGAGAAGACAGAAUCAGCCACUGAGAAGCCAGUUUUGCCAGAUGAUGAUUUGAUCCAGGCACAGAUAGUUGAUUCCAUCCCCAAAAUGAAAUCAGAGCUCAGUCAAGAAACUGAAAAACAGAUUCAAUCUCCAGAAAGAAGCCUGUCUUUGACACACAUAGAAUUUCAAAAAGAUGAUGCUCAGCCUGUUACUAUAGAGUCUCAGAGUACUAAUAUUGUGCUUAAAAUCAUUCAGAAUGCUGUUGAUAAACUGGAGAAUACAGAAGAGUCAGCAUGUGUGUCAAGUCAGGUGUGUGAAAAUAAAUCUGAAAUUCAGCAGCUGCUUCCUGUGAACGAUAAACAAGAGAUCCUCAUAACAGAAGAAAAAGUCCCUUUAACUUGUGAUACAUCUGAAGAUGGAGGAAGCUGGGACACAAGAAGGGCAGAUGCUGAUCUAGAAGCCAUGAAACACAUAUCACAGUCAGAUGAACAUUUGGACACAGUGACAAAACUAGUGCAAGAUCAUGGAAUUGUGAAUGAAGCUGGAAAAGACAUUACAGAAGAGCCAAGCUUGCAGAAAGAAAAUGGUGAAACAAAGCUUGAAUCUGAAGUGGAUUCUACUUUUCCAGCAGAGACUGAGAGAGUGACAGUGGACUGUAUUGUCUCAGGAGAUCUAUCCAAAGAGUCACUUGACAUAUCCCAACCAAAGCUUAAGAGUAUAGAAGUUGGGCAGACUGUUCAAAUGCAAGAACACUUUAUAGAGCAGCAAACACAUGCAAAGAGGAAAGAAGACCAGGCAACAGGACUUGGGGAGAUUCACAUGGAGGAAGAUAUAAAUAACCAAGACUAUACAUCCUGCGAGAGUUUGCUGUUAAAAUCAGAGCUCACUGAAUGCUGAGGUUUAAAUUGUCUGGAAACUGCAUCUUACACUUGGAGAGACCAGUAUAUGAAGAAGGCAGUGGAAGAGAAUGGAUUUUGUAUUACUGGGCUGAAGACCAAUGAUUUGGAAUGGUGUUACUAGACCUUUGCUUUCCAUUGUCACUCUGAGAAGGCAUCUGACAAUCCUGAGGCACCAUCAGGAGCUCAAGCCCCUUUCUUUUAUUUCAGUUGUUAAUGCUUCCUUUUCACAAUAUACUCUUUAAACUUUUUUUUUUUUUUUGCUAAUAAGCUGUGUGGGGGAGGUAGGAAGUGUAACCUUUUGUUGAAAUUACAGUCUGGGAAGGAAGUUGGCAUCUUUUAGGCUCCUGCUUUCAUCAGUGCUUCCAAAACUGGAGUGUAAUUCUUUUUGUGUAUUUAUGUGUAUAUCUUUAAGCAAAAUUUAAUUUUAAUGUAUAUUUCCUCUUUAUAUGUGAAAAAGUAACAAAAUUACCUUCUUAUUUGUCUAGUAGGGAAAUAACUGGGUCCAUGAGAUUAUAAGGAGGCACAGUGAUAUGCACCUGGCCAUAGAUACGAAUACAUUAGCUUUUUACAGUAUGGAAGAACCAAUGUUUAAUGCUGCAUUUGAUCUUGCUUCCGUAGAAGAACAUUCAUGGGUGGAAGGUGCAGUUUGUCUUUGGAACACAUGGGAAACCUUUUAUUAGACAGGAGCUGAUUCUUUACAACACCUAUUCCAUACAUGAUGUUUGUGUCAUGUAUGUUGAAAACAUUUCAGCAGCAGUCUAGAGGAGAAUUAGGCACUGAAGAAGACUGAUUUCAGUGUUUUUACAUCUGCCUAAAUCUGUUCUAAAUUUGUAGCUCUCAGAUUUAUUUGAAUACAAUUUAUUUUUAUGGAACACCUCAGAGAAAGCAGGAUGUCUUCAAAGGACAAACAAACAGCCACUUUUAACAGUUUACCAUUUUUUGAGGUAUGACUCAGUUAAGGAAUUGUCAUAUCAGAUAUAAGGCAAAACAAUAAAUUGGUUUUAACUUGUCAAGAAACAGAAAACAGUUGCUUUUAAAAAUAGCACUUUCCUGUUCUUGGAACCUAUCCUAUCAGAGAAUUAGACCAUUAUUUUCAAAAAGGUUUUGAGGAGCAAAGCAUUAAAUCUGUUCCAUACUUCUGGUCCUUUUAUUAGGAAAGUAGGUUCCAUUGUGCUUACCUUCAUUUAGCAACCUGUGAUUUCUGAAGAGUGAUUUAGAUUCGGCUUACAUUUUCACUUUAAUUUUUUUUUUUUUUUAAAAAUCUCAACCUAGGAAACCUUGAGCAAAGACAUUCCCAAUUUUCUUAGAUAUAAGUUUGCAAGUCACUAUAGGUUGUGCAUAAAAACUGGGCAGGCUUGAAAUGCUGAGUAGUUGAAAAUAGUGAAAAUGUUCAAAGCCUUUUGUAUUUGGUCUUCUAGACAUCCAGCAGGUCUAGCAGGUCAAGUUCUGUUGCACUUUGUAGCCUUCGCAUCUAUCUGGCUGAGCCUGUUGCAUGGCCCAACAGCUUCACUGUCCUACAUGUAUAGUAAUUUAUUUGAAAAGGAACAAAGUGAGUGAAAUGCCUUCUUCUUUUUUGAGCUGUAUAAUGAGUGAAGAUAGUAAAAUGUCUUUGGUACACUAUCUCCAUCUGGUGGUGACAGUAGAAACUUCAUAGUUUAGAAGCCUUAAAAAUAACUGCCUAACGCAUUACCUUUUUUUUUGAUAAAAUAUGGCAGUUAGGAGUUUCUUAAAAUGCAUCUAACACAAUAUCUUUGUUAAUGAAGUGUGCAACUAUGAUGGGCAAUAAUAUACAGUCUUAUCAGUUAAUUACCACAGGUGCACUGAUUUGAUAAAGGUGUUGAUUGGUGAAAGAUUAAAAUGGAAAAUGCUUUUUAAAAACAGCACUUCUUAGCAAGGAUGACAUUGGGAUGACUUGAAUGCCAGGAAAUUCAAUAUUCAAUCCAUGUCAAGUUAUAGGGUGUGGAGUGGUUUUAGACAUUUGAGGAUAAGAAAGGUGAAUGGCCAUUUUUUAAAAGCAUUUACAGCUCCCCCCUCCCAUUGCAGUGACUAUGUAAGUCCACUUAAAUCACAGUAUAAAUGGUUAUUUAAUCAUUUCAGUGUAAUUAUUAACACUUUUCGUUCAUUUAUAGGGCUGCCAGAUUGAAAAUGCAGAGAAUUGUUUUGCCAUUAAAUCCACUGACAGGGACCAGUGAGAGUGAUUGGGAGGCAAUAUUUGAUGGCUGCUGCUGAGCAGAACCCAUUUUCUUAGCUAGGCGCAAGGCAGGUGGAUCAGCACCAUGCCAUUACAUUGCUGAUUAACUAGCAGUGUUUUGUGAAGCUGACACUUGCAGUUCUGCUCCUGCCUCCAUCACUGCUUUCAGUGUCUACUUGUAAAGAUGUUGUAGCCUCUCUUUCAUCAGUUGUCACUCAGCAACAACAAUCAAUUACAACCUUCUCACUUUUUGACCCGUUUGGUGGAUUUAAAGGCAAACCAAACUGUUCUUGCAACUGUAUUUUUAUAUCUAACAUCUCUCCAAAAAUUCGCUUCCUCACUUCCAACUCUACCUAAUGUGGGAUUUAAUAUUCCUUCAGUCUGAAAGCUUACAUAUUUUGCUGGGACUAGGUGUUAGGGUAAUGUGCACUACCUUCAUAAGAUAUAACAAGGGGAAAUUAUAAAAUAUAAUGGGGGGGGGGGAAUCUGAAACACUUUUACUCUGAGUGUUAGUACUUGAACUCUCUUUUAGCUGCUGGAUUUGUGUUGUCCACAGAAAUUGUUCUCCCUGAAAAGUAGGUAGUGCACUGUAUGCAAAUUAGCAUGUGGUUCCUGUACUGAUUUACAAUCAUAUGCAGAGAGACUAGAGUAACUCUGCUUUAAACAAAAUGUUGAAGUUAGCAGUUAAUAGUCUCCUUCAGCAAAGAAUUCACUAGUAGGACCUUGUUUACAAAUCAUUUAGAUAUAUCCCGUGUUUGUCUGCCAUGUGUAAACCCGUAAAAUGUGUAACAUGGUAUGUCUCAAAAUUGGUGCGUUUUCUUUAGAGGCAGCUCUGUCCCCUUCCCAUCCUUCUUCUCCCCCAAUUUACAUUUGCUCUGACAGUGGUUCUUGAUUGCCAAAUGUUAAGAUUGUUCACUUUCAUUGUGUGCUUUGCAACAGGACUGUCCAAUUCAUUUCUCAUGGGUUCUCUGUGGCCCUGACCAGUUUUAGACUGCUAUUUAGCAGAUAUUUAGUACUCACAGAUCUACCCAGGGCUAGAAGAAGAGAGACUUUGUCAUAGCAUCUGGCAGGCUGAUUUGACAGGUCUGCUUUGCAGCACCAAAUAAAUGGAUAACCAGUUAUUUAUACAAAUUUGCAAUAUCUGUAUGGGAAGCCAUAUUGCAGUAGUUGCAACCAGUUAAAAAUAAUUAAAAAGAACAACGGCAUGGCCUAUAUAAUACUGGUUCUAAUCUUUAUAGCUCUGUGGCUAUUAAUAAUAUGUAAAGAUAUCUAAACAACAUUUAAAUAAAACCUAGUAAUCACAAUGUAAAUUAUCAGUGGCUAGAAGUUGCGGCAGCAAGCGCUUAGUUCUUGCUUUUUUAUAUAUACUGAUCUAGGGCCUUUCUAAGCAAUGCAAAGAACACAAAUCAUAUAACCAAUAACACUUCUUGUAACUGACCUGUCUCAAAGAAGCACCAGAAGAAUUUUCUCUUGGUGCAAGGAGUAUGUCUCCAUUCACAGAUACUGCUUUGUUACAGUGUAUUGCUUUGGCCUCAAAAAUAUUCAGAUGAGGCUGCAAAUUGUAGCUUGUGCCACAACUCCAAGCUUUUGCAGUUUCUUCUAAUCCAUGUAUUGGAUUAAUUGAUACUUUGAUUUUCUAUGUUGUUUUUAAAGUAGAUUUUCUUGGACUAAAUAAAAUACAAACA
Molecule: messenger RNA, 11131 nt
Organism: Heteronotia binoei (common prickly gecko)
Lineage: Eukaryota; Metazoa; Chordata; Lepidosauria; Squamata; Gekkonidae
Gene: AKAP12
Product: A-kinase anchoring protein 12
Exons: 4
Coding region: 261-7253 (2330 amino acids)
Biological process (GO): signal transduction; regulation of protein kinase C signaling
Cellular component (GO): cytoplasm
Molecular function (GO): protein kinase A binding; calmodulin binding
Source: RefSeq, a predicted model, not a curated record